This is a messenger RNA of Ceraceosorus bombacis, 1984 nucleotides long. The record is from the annotation of a GenBank genome assembly. NCBI's taxonomy places the organism in Eukaryota, Fungi, Basidiomycota, Exobasidiomycetes, Ceraceosorales, Ceraceosoraceae.
AUGGUUCAAAUUCUCCGUCUCUUGCCGCUUGUAGGCUUCGUCUCAGCCGCCAUGGCCGCCUGCCCUAUGGCCGAGCUCACGCGUCGCGGCAAUGUCCCCGCUGACAUCGCUGCGCGAUACCACGCUGGGCUCGGUCUUGGCGACCUCAGCGCCGACAAACGUGGCGAAGCGCCCGUUGAGCGUGCCCAAGCUCCUCCAGGCUCUCACAAUGAUCAGCCUCCCCUUCUUGACCCCUUGAGCGGCAUCCUUUCGCCGCUUGGACUGGGCGGCCUGACUCCGCGCUCCGACUCCCUUCCUGAGCACCUCGAGAUGCAGCGUCGUCACAUCCUUGAACGUCUCAACGAGCGCGAUGAGGACGUCGACAUCGAUGCCAGGGUCCUCACCCCCAAAGCGCAGAAGCGCCACUUCGAAGAGCGCGGUCUUAUCGGAGGCCUUCUGAAACCUCUUCAGGGUCUCCUUGCUCACCUCGACAUUCCUGCUCCUUAUGAAACCGGACUUAAAGCCAUUCCUGGAAACGAUCCGGACCACCAGUACAAAGCUCCUGAUUCUACCGAGACACGCGGAACCUGUCCCACUUUGAACGUAAAUUUUCGGUUUUUGUUUGUGACGCUUUUGACGAUAAAAGCUGACCAUCGCUUCCUUCUUCGUCUUGGGUGCCUACAGACGUUGUGAGUUGUUGACGAAUUCGCAAUCCUCUCGAAAUCGUUCGCCUUUGCUGAUACCCUUCAAACCACUGCUGUGCCGCCAGAGCAAACCAUGGGUGAGGACUUGCUGGCUGGCCAGUGAAGAGGGGAGGAGUGACGAGCUACAGCAGAGGGUGUAAAUGUUUUACAAGCGCCGUGGGGAUGGAGUCAGGAGUUGGAAGCGCACCGCGCACAUGUCACGUGACACCCUGCACCGCCUUGGCCUGAUCGCUCGAUGGCUAAAACGUUGACCACCCUGCAGAUACAUUGAUCGAUCUGGCAUCACCACUUUUGCUGAGGCGGCCAAUGCCAUCCAAGAGGCUUACUCGAUCUCCUUUGACCUCGCCGUCGGCUUAUCUGCGCUGGGUCUGCUGGCGGGUGGUGACAUCAUCACCGGCAAGUACUCUCUUGGUGGUCAGGACCCCCGCGUUCCCAACACCCUUGGCCCUGCGCUGGGCAUCAACAGGCACGGUCUGUUCGAGCUAGAUGGUUCCAUCAGCCGUAGCGAUGCUGGAUUCGGUGACAACCACUCCUUCAACCAGACCAAGUGGGACGCUCUGGUGGAUGACACCAAGAAGUACGGUGGAGGUUUGUUCAACAUUGAGGCCUUCAAGCGUAAUGCUGCCACCCAGAUCGAGGCAAGCCGCAACACCAACCCAACGGUGAGUAGCGAAGCGCGACUGUCAGCAAAGCUCUUCUGAGUACGUCUUUCUCCCCUGCAGUACACCAACGGCCCAAACUUUUUUGUGAACUAUGCUACUCGUGCUUUGACCGCUCGUCCUCUGCCCAACGGUACAGCCCCAAACACUCCUGGUGAGUCGCAGUCGCCUUACCGCCCUGCCUUUGAGUCGUCUUGAGGCACUGACAUUGCUUUUCGCUGUCUCAACGAAGAUUACGCGAACGUGGCCCCAUUCUUCCUUGAAGAGAAGUUCCCCGAAAACUGGUUCAGAAUUCCCAACGCCUACUCGCUCGUCGACUUGCUUGGUGACGUGGCAUCUUUGCUUCUCUUCAAGCCUCAACCUCUCGGCGAGACCCACAACGGUCGCUUUGUGCCACUCGAGGUGAACGUGCCCACCCUACCAGAGGACGUUGCUUGCUUCGCCUUCGCAGCACUCGUCGACGUUGCUCCUGGUCAGGUCUCCGGUGGCAUCCAGGUGCUCAACGCCAUCAAGGACCAGCUUUUCGCUCCUCUCUUCAAGUCCGUCAAGUGCGACAUUGACGAGUUCAGCAAGCGUCAACAAGGAGGUAGUGGUAUCAAUGGCGGUCGCCGUUCGGUGACCAGCUAUUCCCGCGAGGCUUGA